AUGCCUGCUCACACAAGCCACAUUUUGCAACCACUGGAUGUUGGAGUUUUUCGACCACUUAAAGCGGCAUGGAGAGCAGAGUUGCAAAAUUAUAAAGUAAACAAUCCCACCUCAGUACCCACAAGAUUUGAUUUUCACAAAUUUUUGACACCGGUAUAUGAAAAAUGUUUUACGCCUACCAAUAUACGAGCAGGAUUUAGAAAAGCCGGAUUAUAUCCAAUAAAUAAAAAUAUUGUAUGUUCAGAAGCUAUUGCACCUUCAAUAUUAUCAGAUCAACCUGUUCCUACAUCACAGUUCUCUAUGGAAGAAAUAAUUAUCGGUCAAGACUACGAUGUUGAUAUUCCUCAAGCCGAAAUAAUAAAAACUAAUUAUGAUCCCCUUAGUGAAGGAGCAAUCAACGAGAAAGACGCUAGCAAACCUUCAAUCCCAAGCAUUAGUUCUAUUGCCGAGGCACAAAUUGAAAAUAGUGCUCCUUCUGAGACUUUGCAAAUGGAAUGCGAGUUAGAACAAGUUCCGAACUCAAUGUAUAAUAUAAAUACUGUAACAAAUAAUAUAACCAUUGACGAUAUACCGAGACCUAUUCUUCAAAAUAAAAAUAAAAUUGAGAUACACGACAUAUUAAUAUUACCAAAAUGGAAACCUAAUAUAAAAACACGACAAAAGAGAAAUGUUCCCAAAGCUCAGUGCUUAACACCGGUCGCCACAACAUCAUCUACAAACGUAUCUUUAAGACAUGUCCGCCGAACAACUUUUAAAAAAGAAGAUCAAAAAGUGAAAGAUCGGCGAACACCACAACCAAACUUAAGAAAACAAGUAAAAGAAAACGUCAAACAAACUUCUCAACCAUUAAAUAGAUUAAAAUCUUCAAUCUCGGAUGAUGAAUGGGUUUGCCGAUCUUGCAAUGGGCUGUACUCACAAGAUGUAAAGUUACAAAAUGGAGCCGACUGGAUUACAUGUUCUUUCUGUACUAAUCCUUAUCAUAUCCAUUGCCAAAGUCAAAUUAUAGGUGAUAACCAAGAAGUUUUUAUGUGUGAUAGUUGCAGCAUUGAUGAAUCUAGUGGUGAAGAGUAA
Molecule: messenger RNA, 1071 nt
Organism: Parnassius apollo (apollo)
Lineage: Eukaryota; Metazoa; Arthropoda; Insecta; Lepidoptera; Papilionidae
Source: the annotation of a GenBank genome assembly